This is a messenger RNA of Diorhabda carinulata, 2567 nucleotides long. RefSeq names its product proton-coupled amino acid transporter-like protein pathetic. Gene Ontology annotation, cellular component: vacuolar membrane. The record is from RefSeq and is a predicted model, not a curated record. Gene Ontology annotation, molecular function: amino acid transmembrane transporter activity. The transcript is spliced from 9 exons. Bases 214 to 1590 code for a protein of 458 amino acids. Lineage: Eukaryota; Metazoa; Arthropoda; Insecta; Coleoptera; Chrysomelidae. Gene Ontology annotation, biological process: amino acid transmembrane transport.
UUCAACAGGUAGGUUGUAAUAAUGGCAUUUGGAAGGAUCAAAUAUCUCUAUAUCUGUCAGUGUAGAUAUGUUUUCUCUUGUUAGAAGUUUUCGGGUCAAGAUCAUUGAAAGUAAAAUGUCGGUUUAUAUCAGCAACACUGAAAAUAUGUAUGUUCAGUUAAACGUAACGGUUCAGUGCUGUUGUGAACGGAUUGUAAAAUAUACCAAAUCACGAUGACGAAAAAAAAAUUCGAGUUGGACUCCCCUAAUAACUUCAACUCCACAACAACACUAGCGAAUAAUGAACAAAUAUCCACACAGAUUAGUAUUGAAAGUAUAGAUAAAAUUUACAGCCCUUAUGAACAUAGAAUACUCGCUCAUCCAAAUUCUUUUUUAGGCGCAUUAAUUCAUAUAUUAAAAGGCUCUUUAGGAAGUGGUCUACUUGCAGUUCCUAGGGCCUUUCUAAAUUCAGGUCUUCUAGUUGGUGUUAUUGGAACGAUGUUAAUUGGUUUCAUAUGUACAUAUACAGUUCAUCUUUUGGUUUCAGCUUCCCAAAAAAUAUGCAUUAAGAAGAAAAUACCCAGUUUAGGAUUUGCGGAAACAGCAGAAGCAGUUUUCGACAAUGGUCCACCCAACAUUAAGAAAUUUUCCAAAGUUGCAAAAUUGUUUGUUGAAAUAGCUUUGACGAUGACACAUUUUGUUGGGAAUGCGGUGUAUAUUGUAUUUAUAUCAGAAUCAAUGGCGAAGUUGAUUGGAAGCCAUUAUGAACCUGCGAAAUAUUGGAGUCAAUAUUUCAAAAUAAUAAUUCUAAUUCUCCUCAUAAUAUUCUGUCAAAUCAGAGAAUUAAAACAUUUAGUACCGUUUUCAUUUUUAGCUAAUGCGACAAUGGUUUUAGCGUUAGCUAUUACUGGAUAUUAUAUGGUAAAAGAUAUGACCUUAGUUGAUCCGAGUGAGAGAAAAUUAGCGACAAGUAUAUCAGGUAUACCAACUUUCUUCACGACAAUAAUAUUUGCUAUGGAAGGAAUUGGAACAAUAAUGCCAGUGGAGAAUUCAAUGGUAACAGAUUCUUUCAUAGGAUGUCCAGGAGUUCUAAACGUUGCUAUGACUUUUGUUGUAACGUUCUACACUGUUAUUGGAUUCUGCGGAUAUUACGCCUUUGGAGAUAAAACUGAAGCUACUAUUACUCAAAAUCUACCCGAUGAUGAAGUUUUGGCUCAAGUGGUUCAAGCAUCCAUAUCUAUAGCAAUAUUUUUUACUUUCAUGCUUCAAUAUUACGUUCCUAUUGAUAUAACAUGGAGAAGGAUGAAACCUCACAUACCACAAGAAAAACAUAACAUAGCACAAAUAAUCUGGAGGAUAUUAACAGUUUCUUUCAUCGUUGGAGUAGCUGCAGCAGCAGGAAAUCACCUGGGUCCGCUUAUCGAUCUUUUAGGAGCUAUUUUCUUUUCCACAUUAGGUCUUUUCAUCCCAUCUUUCCUGGAUAUUGUAGUUAAUUGGAAUGAAUGGGGAAGAUUCAAUUGGAUUUUGAUGAAAGAUUUAGUUUUGAUAAUCUUUUUUUUAUUUGGUUUGAUAAGCGGAACUUAUUUUGCCAUUCUUAAUUUCAUUGAAUGAAAAGUGUUUUAUCAAAUUAUCAUUAACGAAUUGGCUCUAGAUACUUACGUGGCAUCAAAACAGUUCUCAAAGAAAAAAUUGAAAUAAUAGUCAAGCUUCGUAGAAUUACACACAUAACAUCACACCAUUCACACAGGCAACAUACCACUUUCGUAAUACCCAUUUUUCUAACAAAAUCAAUAAGGUUUAGAAUCACAGGUUCUAUAAUAUUGUCAGGUCCUUUGAAGUAUAUAGUUUAGAGAAAUCCCAAACGUUGGAGUAAAAUGUUACUCAAAUAUGUGAUAUUUUAUUCUAUAUAUUGGGAUUCCAUUGAAAGUUAUCUUUAACACAAUCUAGAAUGCAUCAACAUCGUACCUAGUGCUUAUUUUGAUUGAAUUUUUUCGUGUUAUAGUUAUAUUUACCUCACAGAUACAUACCCAACUCUUGAAAAUUAUCAGUAUAAAUAGGUUUUAUGACAUAUAUACCGACUGAAACACGUUUCGCUUACCAAGUUGUCAUCAUCAGAAACCGAAGGUUGUAUGUUUAUUAUAAAAUUGACACAAUUUAGUUGGAAAUAAAAAUUUCACAGAUUCACCACAUGAUUUCAACGUAUUAGUAUGAAAUUUUAAUUUUACUCCAUUAUCAAUUGCUUUGAUGGUACUGAAAAUAUUUUAACUACCACGUAUUUGGAAAUAUAUGCAUACACAAAAUUAGUUUUUUAAUGGUAACGCUAUAAUUGUCUCUUCAUAAUUAUAACUUGUAAGCAUAUCAUAGUUUUUGGAUAUUAAAAAGGCAACAGAAAACAUUCAUCACUCUGUUCUAAGUCAUCCUGUUUUUUCUAUAGUCGAAAAAACUAAUAUUAGUCACAGUAUGUAUUUUCUGACAAUUUUAUAAUGUUUUGAUUCAUGACUAUGCUAGUAGAUAAUAAGAAAACCUGUGUGAUAUUGAUAUAUAUAUAUUUAUAUAUUUGUCAGAUGAAUAUAAUAAAUUUUAUUUUG